AUGCGCGCGGACGACGAGGCGACGGCAAAGGCGGCGCUGUGCGCGAACGGCGAUCACGCGAGCGCGUGGAGCGUGCGACGGCGAUACUGCGAAGGGCGUGGUCGUUUAUAUGUAGACGCUCGUGCUCGUGGGGGCGAGGAAAAGUGGUUUGAGGAGGUGGUGAGACCCGAGCUCGCGUUCGUGCGCUUCGUGCAGAGUCGAUUUCCAAAGGCGCCGAGCGCGUGGGCGCAUCGAAGGUGGUUGCUCGCGCGCACGAUGCGGUUCGGCGUCGAGCUCGGUGAGGACGUGUACAAUUGUGAAAUCCAGGCGUGUGACGCGGCAAUCGCGAGGAAGAAGUCGAAUUACGCCGCGUGGUCGCACCGCGCGUGGAUUAUUCAAAUAAUGGGCGCCGACUCGUGCGCCGUGCAAACGGCGCUCCGGGCGAGUGAAUCGCUCGCGCGGCGAGGCGUGAGCGAUCAUGGGGCGUUACAUUAUCGAUCGCGCAUCAUCGAGCGGUAUCUCGAACUCAGACCGUCGGACGCAUCGAAAGUCUUCACUCGUGAACUUGAGUUUGUUCGCGAGCUCAUCGACGCGUUCCCAGGACACGAGACGCUGUGGAUGCACUAUAGGUACGCGUUCGCGGAGGCGGUGAAACGAAACAAAUUACUCGCAUCGGAUGCCGACUUUUUGGCGACCACAAAGCGAUUCUGCGAAAAGAGACGCGAUAUCACCGAGGCGUCUCGUGUGGAUCCAUCGUGGGCAGAACAUGCGGCGGCUUCGGAAUACCGAUUAGCGAACGCCCUCGACGUGUGGACGACACUCGUGGUCAAGCGCGCGCAAGGCCGAAGAGUGCACGUGAGUCGAGAGUCUCCGAACGAAGGAUUCACGGUCGAUAGCGAUUAG
Molecule: messenger RNA, 882 nt
Organism: Ostreococcus tauri
Lineage: Eukaryota; Viridiplantae; Chlorophyta; Mamiellophyceae; Mamiellales; Bathycoccaceae
Product: Protein prenyltransferase, alpha subunit
Exons: 1
Coding region: 1-882 (293 amino acids)
Biological process (GO): protein prenylation
Cellular component (GO): cytoplasm
Molecular function (GO): protein prenyltransferase activity
Source: RefSeq, a predicted model, not a curated record